AAAUUGGGGAAUUCAUAUAUAAACAGACCAUUGCUGCAUUUCCCACCUACGACUGUAGAUCCGAGGGCUGCUGUGUUUGCCGAAGCUACUAGAGUUUAUAAACUAGCCUGCUGUGUUUCAAGUUUUCCUCUCGGAGCGAAUCUCCGACUUAUAUAUACAAAUCACGCGUGUUAUACCGAACGAGGCCAGAUACAGCGCCCCAGCUCCGUUGAGACGAUUAAGCAGUCGGAACCACCAAAACUUGGGCUUGAAUAGCUGUGGAUGGUGGGACAAGUCCACUAGGGAUAGGCGACAGCGACAUGGCUCUCAGCGAGCGAGAGACGGGCCAGCUUCGCGCGGCACUACAGGAAGCAGUGGUGAAAUGCUCGGAGAGAUGUCUCUACCAGUCGUCGAAAUGGGCCGCAGAACUACUCACAUCCCUUCCCGAGGAAGAUGCGCCAGAACCCGAAGACUCGCAAAUGACUGAAAUCCUGGCCAGCGGCAUGCCACCUAUUGUUGUGACGGGGAACUUGGACCCUGAAGAAUCGGCGCUGGAGGCGAAAGAGAUAAACAAAUAUUUACUAGCGAAAUCGUUCUUCGACUGUCGCGAGUUUGAUCGGUGUGCAGCGGUAUUCCUACCAGAAACAAUGUUAGCAGGAGUCUUGUCGACGGAGCCAUUAGGUGCCAGUCAGAGCCCUGAAGCGUCGAAAGGAAAAGGCAAGGCGAGGCAAUCAAUACCAGCAGCACGCCCGCCAUUGGGCGCUAAACUACCCAGGCUGAGCCAAAAGAGUUUAUUCCUUGCGUUAUAUGCGAAGUUCAUGUCUGGCGAGAAGACAAAGGAUGAGGACAGCGAAAUGGUUAUGGGACCCCACGACAGCGGGAAGACGAUAAAUAAGAAUCUGGUGACGAUAAGCAGGUAUCUAGAGGCUUGGUUCCAAGAGAGGACCACCGAAACGGGAGAAGUUGUGGGCUCCCAGGGGUGGCUGGAAUACCUCUACGGCAUUGUCCUCGCGAAAGAGAAGAACGAAGAGGAGGCCAUGCGGUUACUCAUAAGAAGCGUUCAUUUAUACCCCAUGAACUGGGGCUGCUGGUUAGAAAUGACCUCUCUAAUAAGCCGCGUCGAAGAUCUCAACCGCAUAUCCCCCCACCUACCCCAAAACAUCCUCUCCUUCGUCUUCCACCUCCACACCUCCCUCGAGCUCUACCAAUCCACACCCUCCCUCCACACCCAACUCCACCAACUCCUCAGCAUCUUCCCCACCUCCCCCUUCCUCCUAACCUGCCUCGCCCUCCUCGCCUACCACACCAAAGACUUCAUAACCGCCGAGUCCCACUUCUCGCGCCUCCUCGCCCUCCACCCCCACCGCCUCGACUCCCUAGACCACUACUCCAACAUUCUCUACGUCAUGGCUCUUCGCCCCAAACUCUCCUUCCUCGCACACCUCUGCUCCGCCACCGACAAGUUCCGCCCCGAAACCUGCGUCGUCAUCGGGAACUACUACUCCCUCCUCUCGCAGCACGAAAAAGCAGUAAACUACUUCCGCCGCGCCCUAACCCUCGACCGCGCCUGUCUCUCCGCCUGGACACUCAUGGGACAUGAGUACGUCGAACUCAAGAACACGCAUGCGGCUAUCGAAUCGUACCGCCGCGCCGUGGACGUCAAUCGUCGGGACUACCGCGCUUGGUACGGCCUGGGACAGACCUACGAGGUCCUCGAGAUGCACGCCUACGCCUUAUGGUACUACAAGCGCGCUGCGGGCCUGCGCCCCUGGGACGGCAAGAUGUGGAUGGCAGUCGGAUCGUGUCUCCAGAAGAUGGGCCGCGACGCUGAAGGCAUCAAAGCCCUCAAGCGCGCCUUAUUCGCAGACGGAUACUACGAUGCCGGAGCCGGGGCCGGAUUCGGCGCCGGGCGCGGCGCGCGCACAAAAGCGAUGGAUCCGGAGCUGCUCCUGCAGAUCGCGGGAAUGUAUGAGAGGAUGGGGGAAGGGGCUGAGGCGCGGGAGUACAUGGAGCUUUGUGUUGCGCAGGAGGAAGGGGAGGGGGAGGAAGAAGAAUGGGGGGUGGGGGUGACGGUCGCGACGAGUAAGGCGAGGAUGUGGCUUGCGAGGUGGGCGAUGGGGGAGGGGGAGUGGGAGGUUGCGCUGAGGUAUGCGACGGAGCUUUGUCAGGAUGGGGUGGAGGUUGAGGAGGCGAAGGCGUUGGUUAGGGAGAUUAGGGCGAGGGGGGAGGCGGGGGAGGAGGGGGGGAUGUCGAGUCCGUAG
Messenger RNA from Pseudogymnoascus verrucosus, 2240 nucleotides. It is a transcript of the gene CDC23, whose product is annotated as Anaphase-promoting complex subunit 23. Gene Ontology annotation, biological process: cell division. The record is from RefSeq and is a predicted model, not a curated record. Gene Ontology annotation, cellular component: anaphase-promoting complex. NCBI's taxonomy places the organism in Eukaryota, Fungi, Ascomycota, Leotiomycetes, Thelebolales, Thelebolaceae. Gene Ontology annotation, molecular function: protein binding. Bases 300 to 2240 code for a protein of 646 amino acids. The transcript is spliced from 3 exons.